GGACCACCAAGGGAUGAAUAAAUGAAUAGCGCUGUUCUUGCAUUACUUGCUGAAUACUCGAAAUGUUGCAUGAAAGGCGUUUGGUAGCUUUCACUGCAGAUGAAUAGGGUUCUUGAUGAUCUCACAAGUUUUUGAAAUGAUAACUACCGUCAAUAAAUGGGAGCAGUGCAAAAGACGUUUCUGAUAAAUAGGGUAGGUGCUUUAGGAGUAGGUAGCUGCAUGGCUGUUGUCGGGCUCGAUUGCAGUAUCGCACGCGAACAUUGUGGGCUCAGGUGAAAGAAUGGAAGCACUGUUCUGGGUGAUAAAUGACACGCCAACUUGCUGACGAACGUGGAGCGCGUCCGCGUCUCUACAUGAUCUGAACCCGAUCUGAACGCAUGUGAGCGCUGCUUCUUGGUUGAAGUCUGCCUUAAUUAGAUACCCAUGUUCCUCAUUGUGGACGGUAGAUCUCGCCGGAAAAAGCGACUAUUCCUACUUGGCGCAGUGACCGUGUCAAUCUUCCUCGGCCUGGUUCUCUUUUCCCGUUCUGUUGCUAUAACAUCCCAACUAUACGCUCGACAAGGCCUAGAAAAGGUCUUUCUUCUCAGCGACAUUCCUCAAGCCAAUCGCUCUCAACCGCAGCAAAAGACAUUUGACCAUGUGUUUGACGCGUACAUCCAACGGCAUGAGCGGGCUUUAAGGAAUCUAGAGGAUGCCGAUACAGCGUUCGUCAAGGUGGAGUUUCUACAGGCAGGCCUUGGAAACAAUAUACCUCAAAUCUUAAAUGGAAUGCUGGUAGCGUUGCUUACAGGACGAGUACUGUUAGUUGACUACAAAAAGCUCCCAGAACUCUUUGAAUCCAAAAUCGAGCUCAAUUGGUCAAAGUACGAGAGCAAACUAACCUCGUCCGCUGAAAGCACUUUCAUUUACAUUCUCGAACACGGGAAUCAUGAUCGGGAUAGAACAUGGCUGACUUUGGCUACGAGUGACUUGAACGAGGUUUAUGGAGCUCACCGGAUAUGGGGGGUCCGCGGCUUUGAUUAUUCAGCCCCUCUUCUGCAAGCAAAUCCACAUUACCGGGCCAUCUUGCAAGAAUGGUUCCCGGAUGGCCGCAUAUUUUAUCACGUUAUGCGGCGAUUUAUCAGCAUACACAGCGAUAUUAUGGCCAAAGUGCAUUCUUUCAAGUAUUCACAUUUUGGAAAGUAUACGAUCGGUAUCCACGUACGGCGUUUGAAAAACGAGAAAACAGUGCCACAGAUCAGAACAUAUGCAGAUGUUGCUCUUCAAGUGGCAAUGCAAUCUGGUGUUGCGCUAGAUGAUAUCCGGUUCUUUGUGGCUGCAGACUCUCCCUCGGCGCGCCAGGAGCUGUCGUCAAUGUUGGGAAAACAUCGUGUGAUAUACACGCCUAUUGACGUGGUAUCCACGAACGAAAACAAUAACCCAGGCGGAUCGUUGGCAGACGGGUUGUGGGAUAUGGGUUUGCUGAUGCAUUGUGAUCAUCGGAUCGUCACCUUGGGAUCCUCAUAUGGUCAAAUUGCGGCGGCGUGGACCGGACUGCCGUAUCUGACUGUUAUGCAUCUUUAUGAGCGCAUUACGACAGCAACGGAAAUUCUCAAGGUGCGAUACUGGGGAUCAGCCUUGGGAGAGCCGUGCAUGUACGCAACCUUGCGAAUAUUAUCGAAGGAAGUCAAAGGUGGGAAAUGGGCCGAGGCUGCACGAUAUUUGAAGGAGAUGCCAGGCUAUCUGCAUCAUAGCCAAUGCCAUUGGAAAACGUGAAAUGGAUGAAGCAAUGAACUAGACAAAGAUCUUGGCUGAAAGCUAACAUUGUACUUUGCUGCUUGCGUAAAUAUAAGCUGGUGUGGACAUGUGA
Spizellomyces punctatus DAOM BR117 is the source of this 1849-nucleotide messenger RNA. RefSeq lists its product as uncharacterized. The transcript has 3 exons. The record is from RefSeq and is a predicted model, not a curated record. Gene Ontology annotation, biological process: protein N-linked glycosylation. Bases 424 to 1755 code for a protein of 443 amino acids. NCBI's taxonomy places the organism in Eukaryota, Fungi, Chytridiomycota, Chytridiomycetes, Spizellomycetales, Spizellomycetaceae. Gene Ontology annotation, molecular function: alpha-(1->6)-fucosyltransferase activity.